Schistocerca serialis cubense is the source of this 5542-nucleotide messenger RNA. Its product is annotated as nucleoprotein TPR-like. The record is from RefSeq and is a predicted model, not a curated record. The transcript is spliced from 28 exons. Bases 42 to 4985 code for a protein of 1647 amino acids. Gene Ontology annotation, biological process: protein import into nucleus; mRNA export from nucleus. Gene Ontology annotation, molecular function: structural constituent of nuclear pore. NCBI's taxonomy places the organism in Eukaryota, Metazoa, Arthropoda, Insecta, Orthoptera, Acrididae. Gene Ontology annotation, cellular component: nuclear pore.
UCUUUGAGUAGUUUACCGCCGGCUUCAGUGUUUGUUGAAAUAUGGGAGAAGUUAGUGGUGUUGCGUCUACAUUUUUGAGUGAGGAUGAGUAUUUGUGCAUUCCAGAACAUGUUCGGAAAAAAAUCGACAGCUACUUGCUAAAGCAAACAGAAGAAGUGAAUCUGUAUCGUGCUCUAGCUCUUUCGCAGAAGCGUGAUUAUGAGCAGCAGAUCAGUGAUUUGGAAAGCAACUUGUCAUGCAAAUCAGAAGAUUAUUUUACUGUCAAGAAAGACCUCAGUAAUGCUUUGUGUGAAGCAUCUGAUUUGCAGAAGAAAUUGCAAAGCUUACAGAAUGAAAAUUUAACAUUGCAUCAAAAAACAGUAACGUUGGAGAAGCAGUUUGAGGAAUACAAACUUCGACAUGAUGCAGCACUUGUGGAAAGAGAUAAUGCAAGAAGAGAAUUGGAGCAGAGGUUGUGUGAAAUUCGUGUUUGUCAUAGCGAAAUUGAAUCACUUACGCAAAAAUUUGAUGCAGUUACAACAGAAAAUUGUAGGAUACUCCGUGAAACUGGGUACCUGAAAACUAAAGAAGUGGAUCUAAAAGUCAGGGAGAAGGAGUUAGAUGAUGAGCGUGACAUUCUUAUGCAGCAGAUUUCCAGUCUUAAGAAUGAGAUGAAGAAGACAAUGGAGCAAAAUUCAUAUCUCGAAAGAGAACAUGCUGUGAGAAGAAAUGAAUUUGAAGUGCAUUUGUCACAUAAAGAGGAAGAACUACGGGUUAUUCAAGAAGCUAAUGAAGAAUUGACUGCAACUGUGGAGAAACUCAAAGAGCAGCUAGAAAUUUCUAAGCAGACUAUAGCACAAGAGCGUGAGAAUAUGGAACGUUUGCAUGAGAAUCAUUUAAAAGAGAUUCAAGCGCACAAGACAAUGGUAAAUGAACAUAAGGGCCAAAGGGAUAAUGCAGUCUCCAAAGCACAGUACUUUGAAUACAGAUUAGAAGGUGUACAGAAAGAACUGGAAGAAACUAUGGAACAAUAUGAGAAGAUGGUAGGUUCAGUGGAAGAACAUAACAGUUAUCAUGAGAAAAGGCACAAACAGCUGGAGAAAGAGAAGGAAAAGUUGAAAGAAGAACUAGAGAUUGCAAAUGAGAUGGUGAAAACUGCUUUGAAAGAGAAUUUGGAGCGAGAUGUGGAAGAUCUCUCUCCAUUGUUAGCUUCAGUAAAACGUAUGUUGAAACCUGGUACAAGGCUCACACAAAUAUUUGUUAGCCACGCUGAACUAUUACAAGAACUAGAACAGGAGCAGAAUCGUAAUUGUCGUCUUCAAAAGCAUAUGGAUGCUAUUAUAGAGGAACUGGAAACCAGAACACCUCUUUUAAAGAUGCAAAUGAGUGACCUGACAGAAGCAGUUAAGCAGAAUGCAGAAAUGGAACUCAAAUUUAAAGAAGUGUUGCUAGAACUAAUGAGUUUGAGGAAGUCCAUGACAAAUAUGAGGACUAACUUGAACCCAGAUGAUGACUUUGGUGAAACAGAAAAAAGUGAAAUGCAGCAAGAUACAGUGGAUGUGGAAAAAUCUGACAAUUUCAGAGAUGUUGCUGAUAUUGUUGAUUAUCUACGCACUAGACCACAAUUAGUGUCUACAAAAGAGUUUAUUUCAGAGACAACACCAAAAAGAUUCUUUGGUUCUAACAGUACUGCUGAUAAUGAGAGGCUCUUUCCAAAAUCAUCUUUCGAUGAGGGCAGCCUAGCAAGAAAUAAAAUGUCCUUUGAAGAAGCAGAGAUUUCUGGAGUUACACAACAAGGCCAGCUGGCGUUGUUUAAGCAACAACUAAACCACAUGGCAAAGCAGCUUGAGAGCAAGUCAAUGAAAGUUAUGGAUAUGGCUAUUCAGUCUGAUCCACUACCUCCAGAUGAAAAUAUUGAGAAGUUGCAGAAAGAUCUUGCUGAUAAAGAUGACAUCAUAAAAGACCUUCAGAAGCAAGUAGGACAGGAAACAGUUUUGCGACAACAAUUGGAUGAGAGAACUGUUCAAGGAGCCUCAAUGGCUGCACAACUCCAGGUGGCUCAGGAUGGAUUAAAAGUGUUACAGGCAAAUACUGCUGGCUACAAAACAAAAUUGGUUGAAGUGGAAAAGAAAAGCCGCAAUUUUUCUGCUACAAUUUCAAAGCAAGAAGGUAUCAUCCAGCAGUUAAAACAUAUGCUGGAUGACAUGCAACGUCGUCUUGAGCAUGCUGACCUACAAAUAAGGAAUCUGCAGCGCGAUAAUGAAAUACUGCGGAACGUGCAGAUUCGCUCUGUAGCCCAACAGGAAUUGCUAACUGUUGAACGACAAAGAACUGACUUGUUAUUCAGCCAUCUAGAAAAACUACAAAGUAGUAUUAACCAGUCUGAAGAGGAGGGUCGUUUACGUUUGCAAUCCUCACUUGAGAAAUAUGUAGCUGAGUGUGCGGAAUUGAAGCUGAAGUUGCAGAAAUCACAAGAACAAUCUUCCGAGGAUUCUAGAAGGCUGCAGAAAGAAGUGGAAAAUUCAAGAAAAGAAUGCACUUUGUUAAGUCAGCAAAUUGAGUCCCUUGAACGGCGUCUGACAGAUAAGGAUGUACAGAUAACUGAGCUUUCUUCAGUGAUGGCAAAAAGACCUGCUGAAAUAACUAAACUACAGAGCUGUGAGAAAGAUGAUCAGGCAGAUACACUAAUUAGAAAACUUAAAGAGAGUGAGCUUGAAUUGUCGAACUGUAGAUUAAAGUUACAAACUACAGAAGAACUUUUGGAAACAUCAAGAACACAUUCAGUUAUUUAUAAGGACUCAUGUCUUAAACUGGAGAAGGAUCACCAGAAGCUGAUUGAAGAUUUUAAUUUAUUCAGAGAUAAUUCAACAAAGAGAGAGGAAGAAGCAGCAGUGCAUAUAGCAGCACUUUCUCAACAGAUUGCUGAUCUGAAACAAGAUCUUGAAGCUGCUCGUGCAUUUGAGGUCAAACUUGAGGACUGCUGCAAGGAAUUGGAAAAUACCAAGAUAACAAUAGAAAAUUUAAAAUCAGAACUGCAAGAGCAACAGGCUAGAACCCUUGCUGCUGAAGUGAAGUAUUCACAGCAAUUGCUUGCACAUCGGGAUGAUGAGAAGAUUAUCACGAGUCUUAGAGAGAGAGUACAAUCCUUGGAAACAGAAUUAUCAGAUGUUAGACUUGCUAAAGUAAAAGCGGAAAAUUUAUUACAAAAUAGAAAUGAAGUUUGGCAGAGAAUGGAAGAAUCCUGGAGACAAGAACUACAGUCAUUGGAAAAGCUUAUAGACACCCUCAACAACAGAAAUGAAAACCUGUACAAACAGCUAGGGGAAGUUUCAUCUAGGGCACUGACAUGUGUACAAAUGGGGGCCCCUAAUCCUUCAAAACGAAAGAGGAGUGAUUCUGAAGAAAGAGCACAUGAAGUUUCAGUAAAGGAAGGAGAUGCAACUGGGGAAAGCAGAGAAGAUGGCGUGGAAGAUAAUCAGGUGCCACCACCUUGCAAGAAGGCCCUUCUGAGUGAGGAAGCAAAUGCUACCCCAAAUGUGACAACUGCUGAUGAUACUGAAAAAGACGGAAAUGAAGCAGCAAUUCAGUCAUAUGAAAUAAGUUCCAUUGCCAAAUCAUAUGAAAAACUUAGAAAUAUAAUAAAGACCUUACAUGAAGAGAAAAAUGCUGCCAUUGUAAAAUCCAGGACUUCGGAAGACAAUGUAACUGCUUUGUACAAUCAAAGGGAACUGGUAAAUACAGGGAAAGACAUUACGUCAGAUAAAGAGAAAAAGUUUGAAGAAGACUUGCUGGCAUCUACAAGGCAGUCUAAUAUUUUGAAGAAUGAAUCAUUUAACUCACUCAGUGAAACCAACUUGCGGUUUUGCAAGGAGCGAGAUGAUUUGGAAAAACAAUUGCGAGUGAUGCGAGAGCACUGUGCAGUAUUAGAAACACGCCUUAGUGAACAAGAUAAGACUGAACUUGAAACAGAGAAGGUGAAAGUACGAAUGCUUCAAAAAAGGGUCACUAUGAUGAGAAAAAAGCAAAAUAGAGUGAAUAAACAGAUCAUCAUGGAGAAAUUGUCCCUUCUUCGAGAAAAUGAGUUCCUCAGGCGCACAAAAAGACUGAAAAAUGAAACAAUUGCUGAUUUAAGGAAGCGCCUGAGACAAACCUUAAAUUGUGGCUACAAAAUCCACGUUCCACGUGUUGAAGAGGGUGUGCGUGGAGCACAUGAAGUAGAUCAAUUUAAACAGGGUACUUCUCAGAGUUAUGAAUAUGAAGACACUCGUCAACAUGAGGAGCAAGAGCAGCCACACGAGCAGCAUCACCAAGAUGAACAGGUUCGCUCUGAGGAAGAUGAUGUAUGCCUUGUUGACCUAGCAGAAGAAGAAGAUAAUACUGCUCAGGAUACAGAAGAACCAGAGUAUCAUGACCCACUAUAUACAAAUGAUACUGGUGCACCAGAGUACCAGGGAGAGGAGGACCCUGAAUAUCACACACCAGAAGACGAUAGUCAGUAUCAGGACCCAGCUGACAGUUCUGAGUACCAGGAACAUGCUGGUGAUCCACACUACCAGCAUGUGGAAGAAGACAGCCAGUACCAUCAUCCAAAUGGUGAAGCUGAAUAUGCUAGUGGAGACGAACACCAACCAUAUGUGUGUGGUGUGGAACCAGAUUAUGCAGAAGAGGAUAAUGAGGAUGCAUAUGAUUAUGAAGAAGAAUUUCAGGAUGCUGAAGAACAGGAAGACAUUUUGCAUCAGCAUGAGCCCGUUGAACGUGAAACUGUCAUGACUCUUACAAGAACCAUUCCACCAGGGCAGCUGGAAGAUGUUGAAGAGGAAGAAGAGGAAGAGGAAGAUGAUGAUGUUGAUGAGAAUAUAGUAACAGUCCUGGACAGUGAAGAUGCUGAAUCUGAAGAACACAGUACCAAUGUGAACUUGCAACGUUUACUUCGGAGUGGCAACAUAUCAUUGGUUAAAAGGAAAGACCGGCCACGAAAUCCUAACAUUUCAGGUAAUGGUUCUUAAUGCCACAGAGCACAGUAACCCUGACAGCGUCCUUUGAAGAUUUUGUGUAAUUAGCUGAUCAUGAACUUAAAAUAUUUAUUAUAUGGACAGAGAAUUUUAUUUGUGAACAUUGCUAGAACUUCAGAAGACCUGUAGAAAGAACAUCUUGUAUCUGACAUCAGUUGAAAUGUGGCUAUUGUAUUAGAUGUGUUUGUGUUUCCUAAGAUUUUGAUUUUGAUGUAUAUUGUCAGUGUGGAGGUACAAUACCAGUACCAUACAGAAUAAUAUUGGCACGUUGGUGUGCCAGCUCAUUUGUCUGUCUCGUGUGUGUGUCGUGUGUGUGAGUGUGUGUGUGUGUGUGUGUGUGUUGUGUGUGUGUGUGUGUGUGUGUGUGUGUGUGUCAGAGAAAGUGUAUAUGGCUACUCUUCUUUUUAACUAGAAAGUGUGUGGUACAUCAGAAGAUAUUCUUUGGUAUCAGUCAUUCCAUACCAUUUAUUUUGUAUCAAAACUUUAUAUGUAUCUAAAAUAAAUCACUAUCGAGAUCUCAUCUAUGUAAAAUAAAGUUUCUUACUGAGAAC